AUGUUCCUCCUCCUUGUAUCCGGAUUUGAUAUUGUUGAUGGUAUUUAUAAAUGUUUGAAGCAUUGGGAAAUUGAGGACAAGAUAUUUACGAUAUUUGUAGAUAAUGAUGCAUACAAUGACAGGGCAUUGAGAAGACUGAAAGAAAUCUUUUCUAGAGUGAGAAAACUCACGUGUGGUGGUAGGUUAUUUCAUGUUAGAUGUUGUGCACACAUUUUGAACAUUCUUGUGAAAGAUGGUCUUGCUAUGAUUGAUUAUGUUAUCGGGGAAGUUCGUGAGGAUGUAUUCCCAAGAUUUGCGGAGUACGAGCCACAUUUCCAUCACCUGCCAAAUGAUGAGGAGUGGGCGCAUGUGGAGAGUGUAUGCAUGAAUGUCAUUUCUGGAAGUGAUUGUCCAACAUCCAAUCUGUAUUUGAUUGAGGUGUUUAGAGUAAAAGAAACUUUGGAUAAAGGUGCUCUAUCAAAAAAUGAUUUCAUUAAGACUAUGGUGACUAAGAUGAAGGAGAAGUUUGACAAAUAUUGGGGGGAGUGCCAUCUUGUUAUGGCGAUAGCUUCAGUGUUAGAUCCAAGAUUGAAAAUGAAGUUAGUAGAAUUUAGUUUCCCAACCAUAUACUCCAAUGAUGAAAAGAACAUUGAAGAAGUCAAGAAAGCACUUUACGAAAUGUAUGAGGAGUAUUUGGAAAAACAUGAUGCAUUAGUCCGAGAAGCUACAACUCCUGCAAAUGGAUGUGGACGAAAUGAAGUGUCAAAAACAACAUCACUCGGGUCAGGAUUGGAGGCUUUCGGGGAGUUUAUAAAAAAUACAGAUUUGGAGAGACCAGAAAAGUCAGAAUUAGAUAUGUAUUUGGAAGAAGGUGUUUAUAGGAAUCAGGGACAAAAUGGAAUGGAUUCAUUCAAGGCUUUGAAGUGGUGGAAUGUUCAUAAACUGAAGUACCGCGUUUUAUCAAAGAUGGCUAUGGAUGUGCUUGCGAUCCCGAUUUCUACCGUUGCAUCUGAGGCAACAUUUAGUGAUGGGGGUAGAAAGGAGGAAACGCCCAUUGAGGUUUUACUACCUACAGGGACAAAUUUUGCUGGAUUGAAUUUGCUUCUAGGAAGAUUGACUUUUGAGUUUUGA
Messenger RNA from Lactuca sativa (garden lettuce), 1110 nucleotides. RefSeq names its product zinc finger BED domain-containing protein RICESLEEPER 1. The record is from RefSeq and is a predicted model, not a curated record. NCBI's taxonomy places the organism in Eukaryota, Viridiplantae, Streptophyta, Magnoliopsida, Asterales, Asteraceae. Gene Ontology annotation, molecular function: DNA binding; protein dimerization activity.